Molecule: messenger RNA, 2513 nt
Organism: Ailuropoda melanoleuca (giant panda)
Lineage: Eukaryota; Metazoa; Chordata; Mammalia; Carnivora; Ursidae
Gene: OTOL1
Product: otolin 1
Exons: 11
Coding region: 913-2373 (486 amino acids)
Molecular function (GO): protein binding
Source: RefSeq, a predicted model, not a curated record
GUAGUGGAGAUUUAAAUGAGACCAUCUAUGAAAAACACUAGCACAAAGCCUGGCACCCAAGUAAACAGUAAAGCCCCUGUUCUUACUUGGUGUGAUCAGAGAAAGUGAGGGCUUCCCUUCUAUCAAAAUGUUUGCACUGCUGGCCUUUCACUGCCCCUGGGACUUCAGACAUUGUCUCAGGAGGACUCUGUUGUAAAAGAACUCUCUUUCCUAGGCAUCCACACUGCUCUGCGCCGCCACCCUGAGCAUCCUUGCAGCUGCGUUAUCAGUUUAUCAGAUUGGCCCUGAGGGGUUGGAGCACAAGACAAGCCAGCCAAAGAACCUAGAAGGGAAGAAGGAAAAAGUUUUUCAUCCCUGCAGUUUUGGCGUGUAAUGUGGAGCUCUUUACUGGCUGCAACAGCUCAGAGAUCCUGGGACAUCUGACAGGAGCCAGCAGAAGUGAGCUCAUAGAGCCUCAGAAUGCUUCUCAGCACGCCCUCCAGGAAGGCCCUGCCAGUAACUGAAGAACCAAAAAAAGACAAAAACAUAUGUACCAUUCCUAGGCAAGAUGUCAGAGUGCAUAGAGAAGAGAGCUUUUCAGAUCAGACGUGAAAGAAGACACGGAAUUCACGUAAAUCGGAUGAAGAAACUGAGGACAAAAGUCUCACAGUGACCACAUGUGGAGCUGGGUGAGACUCUCGCCGAGAGACAGUGUGUGUGGUUUACAGCAUGUGACUUGACAACUCAGUACAUUACCCAAUGCUCACCAGGAGGGGACUGAAAGCCCCAGGAAAACUGGCUAUGAGCAGAGAAAAGCCUUUUCUGUGCAGAGGAAACUAGGGCUCUGGCAUUUUUGGACUCUGUCUCUUCAACUAAAACCCUGCUGAGGAGUUCAAGACCCAUACAGAUGUUGGAAGAUAACCUGCAAAAGAAAUGGACAUAUAUGUCAUCUCUACUAUUGCCUCAAAUAUGUGGAUGUGUUCUUGGCUUUGUGCCAUUAUAAUUAUUUUGGCCAUCGCUGAUAUGGACACAGUAGCAAAGACCACACCACGGACCAAAUUUACGAAGAAAUCUGAGGGAAAAGAGGUGCUGAAGGGUCUCAAGCCGUCCAGUGGCCCGGCUCCAGAAGAAGAGGACAUUCCUUUCACGGAAGCAGUUGACAUGGCAGAGCCGGCCCCCAGCCCCCCAGCCCUAGAGUCUGCCUUCAGCGCCGCCGCUCUCUUCCCCUUUGAAAACUUCACUCUUGACGCGGCCGAUUUCUUUUUGAACUGCUGUGAUUGUUGCUCAUUUGUACCUGGGCCAAAAGGAGAACCUGGAGAGACUGGAAAGCCAGGUCUUAAGGGAGAGGCUGGUGAUAUGGGGAUCCCAGGGCCACCAGGAGUUGUUGGGCCCCAAGGGCCAAAAGGUCAGAAAGGAGAGAAGGGACUAAAGGGAGAACGUGGGGACCAAGGAACAAGUGGAGUUCCAGGGUACCCAGGAAAACCUGGAGAACCAGGUGGCCUUGGUCCAAAGGGGGAUAGAGGAAACAUCGGACUGGAGGGAGUGAAAGGACAAAAGGGCUCCAAGGGGGACACAUGUGCAAAUGGUACCCAAGGAGAUAAAGGAGACCGGGGGGCUGUGGGCUCACCAGGCUUGAACGGAGAGCCUGGGGCCAAGGGGGAGAAGGGUGAGAUGGGGGAGAAAGGCUACUGCGGAGAGUCUGGGGAGAGGGGAGGAAAAGGAGAAAAAGGCGAGGAAGGUCUGAAAGGAGAAAAAGGUAGCAAAGGAGAUAUUGGAACGGAGGGCAAAGGCGGCCCAGAUGGCCUGCCCGGGACCCCAGGGGAUCCAGGGGUCAAAGGAGAAAAGGGGGAGUUAGGGCCCCCUGGUCUUGUGGGACCACCGGGGCCAAAAGGUGAGCUUGGGAGCAAAGGGGUCCGAGGAUCUAUUGGCAAGAAGGGCUCUCGGGGCCUCAAAGGCUCCAAGGGGGAGGUGGCCAGAGUUGUGCGGUCAGCUUUCAGCGCUGCUUUAUCGAAACCUUUCCCUCCUCCCAACAUCCCUAUCAAAUUUGACAAGAUUCUCUAUAAUGACCAAGGAAAUUACAGCCCUGUCACUGGCAAAUUUAACUGUAGUAUUCCUGGGGCAUAUGUUUUUUCCUACCAUGUCACUGUGAGGAGCCGACCAGCUCACAUCAGCCUGGUGGCCUGGAAGAGGAAGCGGUUCAAGUCCAGAGAAACGCUCUAUGGUCAUGAAAUAGACCAGGCCUCUCUCCUCAUCAUCCUGAAAUUAAGUGCAGGGGACCAAGUCUGGUUGGAAGUUUCAAAAGAUUGGAAUGGGGUAUAUGUCAGCCCUGAGGAUGACAGCAUUUUUACUGGGUUCCUUUUGUACCCAGAGGAAAAUUCUGGAAUUUCACCAUAAACUUGUGUCUCAAACACUGUAGUUUGGGUUCAGUGGAAUAAGUCAGGCAACAUAAGGUAGCACGAUUAAAAAGAAUAGCUUUCAUUAUUUUUUUUCAUGAUUAUAAAAAUAAUGCGGAAAAAGUAAGAAAAAAUUAUAUC